This is a messenger RNA of Colletotrichum abscissum, 2166 nucleotides long. Its product is annotated as MCM2/3/5 family protein. The record is from RefSeq and is a predicted model, not a curated record. Gene Ontology annotation, molecular function: single-stranded DNA binding; 3'-5' DNA helicase activity; single-stranded DNA helicase activity. Gene Ontology annotation, cellular component: nucleus; MCM complex. Gene Ontology annotation, biological process: DNA replication initiation; double-strand break repair via break-induced replication; DNA replication. The transcript has 4 exons. Lineage: Eukaryota; Fungi; Ascomycota; Sordariomycetes; Glomerellales; Glomerellaceae. The coding region runs from base 1 to 2166 and encodes 721 amino acids.
AUGGACAGGCAAUCAGUCUACUCGUCGCACGUCUUCCCGGCGACGUUCGAUCAGAACGAUGACAGCAGGGUUCAGACCCAGACCCAACUAGAGAACUUCAUCCUCCACUUCAGACACGACAAUGACUACAUCUACAGAAAUCAACUCAAGGAGAAUGCGCUUCUCAAGAAGCACUACUGCGAUGUCGAUAUCAGCGAUCUCAUCAACUACAACGAGGAACUCGCACAUAGACUCGUGACAGAGCCCGCCGAAAUCAUUCCUUUGUUCGAGGCUGCUCUCAAAAAGUGUACCCACCGCAUCGUAUAUCCUCAACUGACGAAGGUCGACCUCCCGGAACAUCAACUCCUGCUCCACUCCAACGCUGAGGAUGUCUCGAUCCGCAACCUAGAUUCCAUGACAAUCUCGCGUCUCGUUCGAGUGCCGGGCAUUGUCAUUGGCGCCUCUGUCAUGUCUUCCAAAGCUACUUCGCUGUCUAUUCAAUGCCGUAAUUGCGCCCAUACCGCGAAUCUGCCUGUCCUAGGAGGAUUUACCGGCGUCACCCUCCCAAGGCAGUGCGGCAGACAGAGGAUACCUAACGACCCCACACCAAAAUGCCCUCUCGAUCCAUACUUUGUGUCACACGAGAAGUCGAAGUUCGUCGACCAGCAAAUCAUCAAACUACAAGAGGCUCCGGAUCAGGUUCCUGUUGGUGAACUCCCUAGACAUGUCCUGAUUUCAGCAGAUCGUUACCUGACCAACCGCGUCGUUCCCGGUUCGAGAUGUACGGUCAUGGGCAUCUUUUCCAUCUACCAGAACAAGGCAACCAAAAACUCAAAUACUGGUGGCGCGGUCGCUAUCCGUACGCCGUACCUACGGGCAGUAGGCAUCCAGACUGACAUGGACCAAACCGCACGUGGCCAGGCUCUCUUCUCUGACGAGGAAGAGCAAGAGUUCCUCGAGAUGAGCAGGCGGCCUGAUCUGUACAACAUUAUGGCAGACUGCAUAGCGCCAUCUAUUUAUGGAAACGUAGAUAUCAAGAAGGCCAUUCUUUGUCUGCUCCUUGGCGGCUCAAAGAAGAUUCUACCCGACGGCAUGAAACUUCGUGGAGACAUCAACGUCCUUCUGCUUGGUGAUCCUGGUACCGCCAAGUCACAGCUUUUGAAGUUUGUGGAGAAGUGCGCGCCAAUUGCCAUCUACACAUCCGGAAAGGGCUCUUCAGCGGCUGGUCUCACAGCGUCGGUGCAGCGUGAUUCCUCAACUCGCGAGUUCUAUCUCGAGGGAGGUGCCAUGGUCUUGGCUGAUGGUGGCGUUGUCUGUAUCGAUGAGUUCGACAAGAUGCGGGAUGAGGACCGUGUGGCUAUCCACGAGGCCAUGGAGCAGCAGACCAUCUCGAUCGCAAAGGCUGGUAUCACAACAAUUCUCAACGCAAGGACAUCGGUGCUUGCUGCGGCCAAUCCGAUUUUCGGUCGGUACGAUGACAUGAAGACUCCUGGCGAGAACAUUGACUUCCAGACCACCAUCUUGUCACGAUUUGACAUGAUCUUCAUUGUCAAGGAUGAACACACCAGAGAGAAGGACGAGAGGAUAGCAAAGCACGUCAUGGGCAUCCACAUGGGCGGCCGAGGCGUCGAGGAACAGGUCGAAUCUGAGAUCCCAGUCGAAAAGAUGAAGAGGUACCUCAGUUACUGCAAAUCACGUAUGGCUCCUCGUCUCAGCCCCGAGGCUGCUGAAAAGCUCUCUUCCCAUUUCGUUUCCAUCCGUAGACAAGUCCACGCGGCUGAGAUGGAGGCCAACACAAGGUCUUCUAUUCCUAUCACCGUUCGUCAACUUGAGGCUAUUGUUCGUAUCACCGAAUCAUUGGCCAAGUUGACGCUGUCUCCUAUUGCAACAGAGGAGCAUGUAGACGAGGCCAUCAGACUGUUCCUGUGCUCCACGAUGGAUGCUGUCAACCAGGGCAGCAACCAGGGAAGCAAAGAGCUCAACGAGGAAGUCAGCAGAUUAGAGACGGAACUCAAGCGUCGUCUUGCUGUUGGAUGGGGCACAAGUCUCGCGAGUCUGAGACGCGAGAUGGUCGAACAGAAGGGGUACAGCGAGCAGGCCCUCAACAGGACGCUGAUGAUCAUGCAGAGGAGGGAUACAAUCAUGUUCCGGAACCAGGGUGCGCAGGUGUACAGGAAUGCAAUUUGA